Messenger RNA from Anneissia japonica, 4401 nucleotides. Its product is annotated as reticulon-1-A-like. NCBI's taxonomy places the organism in Eukaryota, Metazoa, Echinodermata, Crinoidea, Comatulida, Comatulidae. The coding region runs from base 172 to 1380 and encodes 402 amino acids. The record is from RefSeq and is a predicted model, not a curated record. The transcript has 9 exons.
UACGUCAUUCUUUUCAGGUGCGGACGGAAGUAGUAUUUUGAACUUGUGUGCAACCCCAAAAAUUUGUCGCGUUGGUUAAAACUGAAAUUCUAUAAUAUAAAAAGAAAAGAUUGUGUUUCUUUGAAUAGUUAACAAGCAUAUAUAUUAUACAGCGUAUACAGUCGAUUUACUAUGGAAGAAUUUCAGCACUAUAAAUUUGAAGCUGAGGCUAACCAACAACAAGAUUUACUUUCAGACGAUUUCGUGCGAGUAGACAACCCUGCUGACUCUGCUGAUAUGCAGCCUAAACCAAGUGACACAGCCGAAGAAGAUCUUUACUCAGCAACACCAUCAGAUGAGCCACCAGCUGCAUAUUCUUCUGAUUUAGUGUCAUUUGACUCAAGCCCGACAACUGAUAGUAGUAGUAGACCUUUUGAAGAAACCAUUUCAGCCCCAGCAGACUCAUCAUCAGACCCACAGCCACAGUUCACAGAAACGUCUCAUCAAGAUGACGCCCCUGUUGAGGAUUUGCUUGGAGGAUUUGGAAGCUCAGGAGAACCAGUGGAACCAGUAGUGCCUCCGCAGGAAGAGGAGCCUGAGGUCGAGGAUAUCCCAGUUCCCGCCAGUAAUUCAAACGAUGUUGCUUUUCCAACACCUUUACCAGUAGUAGAAGAAUCACUAACUCAGCCAGAGGAGGAACCAGAGCCUGCAGUGGUGGAAGAAGUUUCACCAGCUCCAUCAAUUCCUAGGCCUAGUCCUGCCUUAAUCAGCUCAUCUCCUUCUGAAGGUGCCCUUAUAGAUCUGUCAAGGCUUGAUCCUAGAGGCAUGCCAGUUGUAGACCUUGUGUAUUGGCGUGACCCCAAGAAGAGCGGCGUUGCUUUCGCAUCAAUCCUGAUUGUCCUGCUUGCCUUUGCUAACUUCUCAUCUAUCAGUGUGGUAGCUUACCUUCUGCUCUCCAUCUUGACGGUGACCAUCAGUUUCCGAGUGUAUAAGAGUGUGCUACAAGCUGUACAGAAGACCGGUGAUGGAAACCCAUUCAAGCCGUACUUGGAAAGCGACAUAACACUCUGUAAAGAUGAUGUUUCAAAUUAUGCUGGCCAAGCUGUUGACAAGAUAAACUGCUAUGCUGAUUCUCUUAGAAGGCUUAUUCUGGUGGAGGAUUUAGUCGAAUCCAUCAAGUUUGCUGUUUUCUUGUGGUUCUUGACUUACAUUGGAUGUAUGUUCAAUGGGUUGACUCUCGUCAUCCUUGCUCAUAUUGCUUUGUUCAGCCUUCCUCUUGUGUAUGAGAUGAAUAAGGCUCAGAUUGAUGAUGUUUUAGGAAAAGCCUAUGCCAAAGUCAAUGCUUUCCAUGAGCAGUUGAAAGAAAAAGUUCCAUUCUUAAAAAAGAAGAAAACUGAAUAAGCAGACUGCUUUCAUCGAAUUGAAGAAAAAUACACUGAUUUUGGAACUUUGCAAUUACUCUACCACAAGUCACUUCUUACAAAGCUUGCUACCAAAUACAGAAAUGUUGAUAGAGAAAUAACCAAUGCUUGCAUAGCCAUAACUUUUUUCUGGAAAACUGUAGAGGGCAACAUUUUGAUUACGUGUUUCUGAAACUGAGGUUUAUGGCAUUUAUGGAACUAUCAUGUCAUUAGGCAAUGUUAGUGUCAAAGGGUUCAGAAUGGAUUGGCAUUAUUUUAAUAUAUUGCAUAAUGUGUCAUGACUUAACAACAUCCUUACAAAGAAGGGUCAUUGAGAGCACUGUUGAUACCCUCUGUAGUGGUUACAGUUUUUCUUGUACAGUAUAAUCAUAUUUUCAAGCAUUGCCACCAGUUAUUAAUGAUACUUGUUGGGAUAUUAUUUCCUCUUAUUUUAUGGUUAUAAUCUUUUCAAUGUACUUAAUCAUAUGUAUUUUAAUUCUGUUAUUGAGUUAUUUAAAUCUCAACAAUGAAUUUUAACAAAUACAAACCUUUAAAAAUGAUACACAAUAAUCUUACCUGAUAAAUGAUGUGCAUCUUUAUCAUAUUGUAAUUGUCAGCUAUGGUUGUGUGUCAAUAUCGCUGAAACAGCUGUAGCAAUUGUAUCGUAUUCUAAAAUCAACGUAAGAUAUGUCGAGUACAUUAAAAGAUACCGCUCAAAAUCCUGAUUGAUAAAUAUCAAUAUUAAGCCUUAUAUUCUUAGUACUCCUAAGUAAUCAUAUUUAAUUUAUAGAUAUUUUGUUUACCUGAUAACCUCUGAACAACUUUUAAAAAGAAAGCUUGCCCAAUGCGUGUGAAAUUUGGUAGAAUUUUAACACAUUAGAUUAUAUCCAAAUUUUUAAAACAUUACUGUAAAUCAAUACUGUAAAUCAACAUAGUUAUUUAUUGUUAGCACCUAUCUCUACUCAAUAAAGUACUGCACUUCUUAGUAUUAAUGCAAAUAUGUUUGAAUUACUUUUUCGCAUGAAAAGAUGUUUGCAAACUAAGAGCUCACUACACACAAGCAGAAUAAGCUGUUAAGCUGUGUUCACACACAGGGUUAUCAACUGAGCUAGAUUUGCUUUUGUGUAACUGGCUUUGUUGUCCACACUUCAGCGAGGUGGCCAUGCAGUAUUCUUUGAUGAAACCUUCAAAGUAAUCACUAUAAGCUUUGUAUUCGAAGACAAUCAACCAAGUCUGUAUGUAUGUCAUUGCAGUUUUUUAAUGCAAUAUUUUUUGACCCAACUGAAAAAUAAAUGUAGUUUCUAAUUGUCGAGUAUGAUGUGGUUAACAAUGUUGUGAAAUAUACAUAUACCAAGUAUAUUAUAGAUACCUGUUAAUGUUAAAUAGUACACUGGUGGAUGUUGUCUCAAAGUAAUGCAUGUAAUUUAUCUCGGUAGUAGUCUUAGUGAUAGUAAGAAGUAAAAUAUUCAGGAAAAGUAUGGAUCUAUUUGGUAUGGUUUUGAAUUGUAUGGAUUUUAACAAAUUGCAGGUUUGGAAAUGUAUACAGAUAUUGGGUAUUGCUCUGAGGCAUGAUUUGUGAAUUGAAAACAUCUUGCUGUAGCGUUCCAACAACAAAAUCCUAAUUCAACAUUUAGACACUGGAUGCUGUAAUACAAGGCUACAUUUUGGUUUCUAAACAGGGGUUGAUCCAAUGGGAGAGAUGGAGAACGUGCCACUCCCCUCCCCCAGCUCCCAUUUUGCCACUACAUUUUAAAAUUUUAAUACCUAUUUCUGCCAUGUAUUGAAAUAUGAAAACAAAAUAGAAUAAAAAUACAAAAUGUUUGUAAAGGACCCCUUCGUUAUGCCACUGUUGCUAGCAAUCUACACUACUUCUCAUAAUUUGGUAGUUCCUCCCACUCCCCCUCCCCCUGUUUAAAAGUUUCAGGAUCUGCCCUUUCUGAACUUCAAUUUUUGGAGUAUUUGAAGAAUUUGCAGUAGCCAAUCAGCUCCAAAUAGUAUAGUGAGUAUGUUUACCAACAAUACUCGCCAACAAUGUUGAAUGUUCUUGAGUGAUUCAUUAUUACACACUUUUCAAGUAGUUUCCAAGUAUUCCCGAAUGUUUAAUCAACACAACCUAAUGUUUUGAACUUCAUGUUUGAUUAUUAUUCUUUAUUUUCAACUCACUUUAACUGUUUAAAUAAGAAUUUGCUGUAAAUGUACAUAUAUGGAAAUUAAAGUGUGCUAAUAUUCAUAAGAACACAUAGCGACUGUAAAAAGGAAGGUUUCCAGUAAUGGUUAGGUAGUGAAAAGAAUAAAAAUGAAGAAUAGAGUCAAAUUAUUUUUCCAUUAUUGCUUAAUGUUGUUCAACAUGGAUUAUACCUAUUUUCCAAAGAAUGUAUACUUUUUUUUCCAUUUUUUAUUUUGGAAAAACAGAUCAACUUUGGUAUUGUACUAGAAACAUAUGUCAUAUAAUUUUAUGAAAAGUUUGCAAUUGGUCUUUCUACUUAAGUUCAAGUAUUAAGAUCAUAUUUGUAUUGUUUCGUAAUGAUUUGUUUUUCAAUGCUUAACUUAUUAUUGUGGCAAUGUUAUUUGAUAUGAAAAGUAAAUAUGUGUCAAAAAGCUUAUGCUUUUUGACAGCAGUCUGUAAAAUUAACAUGUUUGCUGUUAAAACAAACUGAACAAAUAUUGCUGCCAUAUUAGAUUGUAUUUAUCAGAUACUUAAGUAUAUUGUGACUAUAUUGCUGAAGAAAACCAAUUACAUACUGUGGAAAGUGAAGGAAAAUUAACAUAAGCGAUUGUGUAAUGUGUACAGUUAUUGAAGAACACACAAAUUAAUUGAUACUGGGAUUUAUAACCAAGGUAUUACAGGGCAAACAUAUGUUUCUCACAAAUAUGAAAUAUUGACUUAGCUUUGCUUGUGCUCUUGUUGUUCAGUCAGUACUGGAAUAAGUUGUUGCUGUUAAAAUGCAUAUUAUAGAGUUUGAAGAAAUGUCUUGGUAUAAUUAACAGUGAAUAAAUAAAAAGAGUGAUUGUUGGAUUCAAA